This is a messenger RNA of Cutaneotrichosporon cavernicola, 1353 nucleotides long. RefSeq lists its product as uncharacterized. NCBI's taxonomy places the organism in Eukaryota, Fungi, Basidiomycota, Tremellomycetes, Trichosporonales, Trichosporonaceae. The record is from RefSeq and is a predicted model, not a curated record. The transcript has 3 exons. Gene Ontology annotation, molecular function: GTPase activator activity; protein binding. Bases 1 to 1353 code for a protein of 450 amino acids.
AUGACGUUCAAAUCUUUCCCCCUCAGCAGCGACAUGGUCUCGGUCUCGGACGAGGACUACAACGGCAUCUCUGGUGCACACCGCAUCCUCCUCCAGAUCACGGCCCAGAUCCACCGCCUCGACGCGAGCCAUAACACUAUCGGCACGAGGGGCGCCGUCUCGCUGUUUGAUGGCCUCGCGAGUGCACGCAGGCGCUUCUCGAGUCUUCCUGGCGCAGAGCUAUGGGGCAUGACUGAGAUCAAUGUCGCGCGCAACGAGAUUGGAGACGACGGAUUCGCAAGCGCAAUGUACUACGUCUCAAAGGACCAGGCAAUGCGCUCGCUGUUCAUGCAGGCCAACGAGGUUACUCUCGAGGCUAUUGCCGACACUGUCGUCGAGCGCAUCAACGCGUCCAACCUCCGCAAGCUCUCUCUCACGAGCAACCCCCUCUCCCCCGAUGCGGUGAACAGACUCUUCGCCCAGCUCAACACACCCCAUCUCCGCGAACUGCAUCUGAGCAUCUGCGACCUGCCGCCAUCGUGCGUGCCAGCCAUUGUCGAGUUCCUGCGCUCGCCGCGCUCCCAGAAACUCGGCGUGCUGGAACUCAACGCCAACGCCCUGGGUCGUCUGGGCGUCACAGCCAUCCUCGACGCCGUCGAGUCGGCAAACUACUCGGUCUACCGCAUUGGCCUGAGCGCCAACAAUCCUGUGCCUGCGCGCUCCAGCUCGGGAAGCGACAGCGAGAACGAGGACGUGUGGCGCGAAACACACGGGGUGUGGGAGAGCGACGUCGCGAUGAACCCUGACGACCCCCGCUCCAUGAGCAACCAGAUCAACAACCGCCUGCCGACGCUGCAGAGCCGUAACGCCGAGCUCGGGCGGCGCGUGCGUGGUGCUGCGAGCCGCGCUAUCGCGCCCCUCCGCAUGAUCGUGAACGCGCGCGCACCGACCGAUACCGAGACGGCGCAGCGGGUUCUUGCUGAUGUCGCGCCUGACGCAGCCCCACCACCCCACUUCCCACUCCUCGAGCUACCGCCUGAGGUACAGCUCGUCAUUGCCCGCCAUUCGAGCCAGGAUGCCGACGCCCUCGCCGAUGACCAGUGGGCACGCCUCGUCGGCCACGCCAAGGACACCACGAGCCUCAGCAAGAUGGCUACGCGCAUGAAGCGCGCACAGCAGUCGGUCCAGUUCGGUGACGCACGCAAUUACAGGGAACAGGCAGUGCGCGAAGCUUGGCUCGGCGAGAUGGGCUGCGAGUGGUGGGAGCUCGAGGACCAGCGUUACUGGGAUCGCCUGUACCGCCGCGCACCGAGUCGCCGGCGCGGCAUCAGUCCCAAUGGGCAUCCGGACGCCAUGCUCCCCAAGGGGACGUAG